GGGCAGUGCAGUCGCAGGGAUAAACAUAAACAGAGCCAGCAGUCUGCCAGGAGCUUCGGUCUAAAUGGAAUUAAAGAGGCGGCGGCGACCGAGCCCAAAGUCCUCAGUGCCGCAGUCGGUGUCCAUCGCCGGACCUAUCGGAUUCCGAACCGGAUGCGGAAGUGUGUUGCCCAGCGCACGGCUAAAAGGAUAAUUAAUUAAUGGGACCCAGAAGUAAAGGGGAGAAACCAAAAACAAUACAGUGCAGUGCUGUUUCGGCUCUCGAUGGCCAGGUGUAACCGAAAUAAUUGAACAAUUCGGGAGGCAAAUCGAUAAAUGUCCUCAUAAAUAAGUCGCUCCGGGCAGGUGAAGCAGCUCACGUGUGUGCGUUUGAUUAAUGGCAUGUUGCCCAGUUGAAUGUUGUCAAGGAUUCCAGCCAGCUAGCUAGCUAUCUAGCUCCUCCCCCAGUAGUCGUCGUCCACAUCCUGUCAAUCAACUUCGACCCACAGAGGACACAGCUGGUAUUGUAGGUUUCCAUGGAUCUGCUUCUGAAUCCGGAUCCUUUAUUGCUGUUGUGUCAUGCACGUGUUUUCAAUCUUAGCUGUAAUUAGCGACCAUAGAAAUCCACAUCCACUCAUUGCACCUGCACUUGGCUUAAAGGUCAAGGAUGUAGUAGAUGUCCUGGUUGUGGCUAAUGCCACUUUAAUCACAUGCUUUUUGCCUGAUUAAUCCGGGCAAUGGAUUGGACUCUGGCAAAUACUACAAUGUUGUGUUUAUGUAACCAAAUGAAACCCCUCCUGCAAUCUACACUUUCCUUCGCCUUUCCCAGCAAUUAAAUGCCGACCGGGUCUAUAAACAGAUCUCACUGUCAGUGUCUGUUGCAGCAUUCUUGGGAUGUUUGUUUGGGCGCACUUAAUGCCAAGUGGAAUGAACUUGAUGAGCAGCACUAGCAGUUGCCACUUUCAGUGGCCCACAAAGGCGCCUCCAUCUCCGAUGGCUUGUAGUGCGGCAAUUGAACCCGACUGCUGGGUUGUUGGGCCCUUUGGAGGGGGCUUGCAUCCUCACAAACAUGGCUGAAACACAAAACAUGCAAUCUGUCGACUCAACAGCUUGAACUUGUCCCGUCCACUGCACAAAACUUUUGAUGAACUUGCCGUUUUGUAAUCGCAAUCACAGUCUAAUGCACCCCGAACAAUAGAGGCCAUCAGUUUUAAGCUUUAUAAGUUUAAUUGUAGCGGCUUGGUGAAGGGGAAGGCUAAAACUGUGUAAAACCUAAGUAAUCAGUUAUAAAAGAGAAAGGAAAAUCAUAAAAAGACUAAGUUUUAUAUACUUCUAUAUCAGAACAUGAUAUGGGAAUUUGAAAAAUACUCCCAUUUACAUUUUGAUCUGAAAAACGAAGAUUUUUCAAUUACAGCAUGGACAUCUUUAGUCACAUUCCAUGAAUUCGAUUUUGAUACGCUGUUAGCAGUUUUUCCUCCCAAGCGAAAUGAUGAUAUGAAAAACUCCCUUGACGAAAUUGUUUUCGAGUAAAUAUUGUAGCAAACCCCAUCCAUUUUCCAUUACCAAUCUGGCUGGCAAUCAACCAACUCGAUAUGGCCGAGGCUAUAUCUCUAAAAAUACCUUGCCCAAGCGAAAUAGUGUGUGAUAAGCAAGUGCAUUUCGAUUGAUGAAUUCCGGAAAAGCGGAGCGGAUCGCCGGAGAGCGGCUCCGUGAAUAGAUAAAUAUUUUCCGACAGAGAACGCGGAACAAACGCGCGCGGCGUGUGACCACCACCAGUGACAAAAAAAAAAAAAACACAACAACAACGGUCCAAAAGUGAAACCAACUGAAAAGCUUUCGGAUCUCGAAGUCGCCGCAGGUUUAGUCGGCAUUAGUCGCGCGCGGAACGGCACGGCAAACGAUCCACGAUCCCCGAUCGACGACAGAUCAUCGACAAAAAACCACAAAAACGACGACGCAUGGACGGACCAGCGGACUCCGUGCGCGAUUUUCAUUCACUUUUCACCCAACUUCUCGGUUCUCAGUUCGCGGUUAUAUAUAUAUAUAUAUAUAUAUAUACAUAUAUAGAUAAUACCAAACCGACCAGUAGUUAACGAAGCAACCGGCCACCGGUUCACUUGUCCAGCAGUUCAUCAGUUUAACGGCGGCAGUUGGGAGGAAAACUCAUCAUUAUCCGUAAUAAUCGUUAAAGUUAGAGCUUUUACCCCACCUCCUCCAUGAGCCUCGAAUUCAAACUUCGCGUUGUCACGUAAUGCCCAUACAAUUUAAUUUUAUAAUUAAAUUUUUUUGGAAUAUAUCGUACUGAGGGGUGAAGCAAGUGCUGUCGCCAUUUCUCGUGAUUUUUUGGCAACCAAAAAGUAAAUCUUAGCCAGCAACCGCAUCCGCAAAAAUGGAGUCGAAACGCUCGAAAAAAGGACGCAAAUCUCGGCCAUCUGAGUCCGAGCAUCCAUCUAACCAACAGCAGGAGCAGCAGCCACAUCACCAUCAUCCCUGGGACGAAGUGUCGCUACCUGGCGCUGGAACUGGCCCCACUGAGCAGCCGACCAUACUACUGAUCAACGGCAUCGCCAGCGAUUCCCAGCUAGAGGAUAAGCAGUCCAAAGCAGCCGCCUUAAAGUUAGCUCUCGAUAACAACAACAGCGAGGCAACAGCACCAGCACCAGCCCAGCCACACCAAGUUCCCACCACUCCGGGUGGCUCGCAUCUCCUGGACUUCGAGUCGCAUCUCAUCGAGAGCAUUGCCGACGAGGCCAGUGGCGUUGGGAUCAGGGAACUAACUCCGUUCGAGCAAGAAUUGCAGCGGGGCACCUCCAAGGCGGGCACCAAUGACACAGACCCAGUCAUAGAGGUAGAACCAGCUGGUGUUAGGACCAAACAGCCUGUGGAAAUCUCACCGCCGGCACAUCAAAUCGCCGAGGUUGACGAGACGGCCACUCCGUCGGAGGAAGUACGUCGCACUGCCGAGCAGCUGGUGGAUGAGAUCGAACAGGAGCUGAUCCAGGCACUCAGCCGGGAUGUAGACGAGGCGCAGCGCGUGCACGAGGAUCAGGUCCAGCGAGAUCGCGACGAGAUCAGCGCACUCACUCAACAGGUCGAAGUCCAGUUGAAUGAGCUGACCGGUAUCCUUAAAAACAAGCCCCAGGCGGAGAUUGUCUUGGAACUGCCGGCGGAGGAGGAGGAGGAGCAGAAGCCGAAGCCAUUUGUCGCUGCUCCCAGUGAACUGAAGCUCGUGGAGGUACCCACUCCCAAAACUGAGGCUGAGGAACAGGAACGCAAGGAGUUCAUCGACUCACUGCCCCAAAUCGAGCAGAAUCGCCUGCAGGGAGUCAGUGGAUCCGAGGAGACGGAUGCUCAAAAACUAUCGGCAGACUGCAAGAGGGAGUACUACCAAUCGCUGAAGAAGUACCUCCUGCACAGCAGCCAGGAGAAGCCGCCAGUGCCACUGCAAACAUAUCGCUGGGAGGACCUCAAACGAGCCAAGGAACGGGGCGGCUAUCCCUGGACACAUUUGUACAAACGCCCACUGGGACCCGAUGAGCAGCCGGAAAUUGUGCUGCUCCUGCGAAAGUCCCAGGAACUGCGUUUCAAGUCCGAGUCUCCCAAGUCCCUGAAAAAGGUACGCUACGACGAGCAGGUGUUGGUGAAGGAGACCGAACGCUACAUACAGGACCUUUCCGAGGACGAGGCGGUAGCCACAACCACCGACGACAGCAGCGAAGAGUCCUCCGAUUCAGAGACCGAAUCGGAACGUGAUCAGCACAACGAAGACGCUCUGAGUGAGUGCAUCUCCUGUGUUUCCGACUCCGUGCUAGCGGUUGGAGGACACGCCCGACCACGUAAGACGAAUCGGCUGGCCCACAUCCGUGACCUCAUACGGCGCAGGCGCAGCGGACGCACCCACGAGGACGCCCAGUCACUGCCCGGCAACUCCGCUAAUCCCAGUCGACAGAGCAGCGUUCACGAACUAGCCCCGCCGCCGGGAUCCCUAAUUCCCAACGCCGAUAAGCCUCCGAAGUCCAGCAAACCCAAGCAAGGAUUCGACAUCAUGAAGAAGCUGAAGAGUCUGGCCGAGCGCCAGAAGAAACGGCUGAACAUUAAGAGGAUCACCCUGAAGAAGGACGAGAAAAUCGUUCUCGGCGAGCAGCAGAAGAUUAUGAAGCUAAAAGCCUCACCCAAGUCGGAUCGCGGUGAGAUUCCUCACUUCAUCGAGAAGCAGGACUCCGACGAAAUCCUGGAACUGGUGGAGUACGAUGAAUCGCCAUGCCGCAAGCGAACCAAGGAGGAGCUACUGGAAGAUCAGCCCAGUGGCAGUGGAAGAGUGCCUGAACCCGAUGAGAUCAUCGAGCUGCCUGUGGUCAAGACUGAGAUAGAGGCUCCCACAGUGGAAGUCACCGAGCCUGCAGAGGAAAAAGUGGAUCAUAAGGAAGAAAAGGAAUCGGAAGCAGAGGAGGACCCGCCCAAGAAAACACCUCGCAUUCGGCGGGAGCAUGUAUACGAAGAGAUUGGCCAGGCUGGAUCACAGGAGCUUGUGAAUCAGCCAAUCCUGGAGCUAGAAUCUCUAAAGAAAUCUCUGACGCGUCAGGACAAUCUCGCCAUCGAUGAGAUCGAGGCGGCCAAGGCAGUGCCGCUGGAUCGCAUGGGCAGCAGCGAGGAGGAGCAGGUGACCGCCGGCAAACCCGGUGCGCUAUUUGCCCCCAUCUCGUCCAUAGACUCCACCUCGUCGGAUGAAGAUCGCGCCCGCCUGGCGCAACUUUCACCCGUUACCGAGGAGAGUGAUGAACCCAUGGACAUCAGUCCAGAUCUGCGUCCAUCCAUCAAGAAGGAAGCUUCCCCAGCGCCCUCAGACAAAAAGGUCACCUUUUCUCACGUCGAAGACGAAGCGGAACCGCAUCGUGAGGAUGUCGAGCUGCCUGAGGAUGUCCUGGAGGCGGCUACCAAUGCCGCCAAAUGGAAAAACGAGAGUGAUCAUGAAUACGAGCCCGUGGGCGUGACGCCGGCGCACGAAUCCUCGCCAGCACCUAGCCCCCAAAGCGAACUGCAGCUGCCCAUGGACAUCGACUUACCGCUUAGUUCCGCCGGGACCACACCACGCACUGAAUCCCGGACUGAUUAUGAAAUCCACACCAGUCAAGUGGACUCAAGCGCCUUGGAGGAGUUGCCGUUGCAGCCGGAGAAUCGUCGCAAGGGUUUCAUGGCUUCGGCACAGGAUCGCACCAAGAAGAUGCAGGAUGGCAUACGUUUGCAAGCUGGAAAAUUACGCACACGACUCCAAACCAAGCCGAAACCAAAACCAGUUUCCGGGAGUCCAAAAGGUAAGGCCAAGGAGCGACGACGCUUUAAGGCUCCCGAGUUCUCGAAGAUCAAGAUGCCUGAGAUUAGGCGACCGGAUAUGUCCAAGCUUAAAGAGCUAAAGCGACCCGAGUUCACCAAGUUUAACAAGCCGGACAUGUCCAAGUUCAAGUUGCCAGAGAAGUUCUCCACUCUGAAGCUGCGUCGUAGCAAAAGUUUCAAGGAAAACGAAGGUGAAGUGGUUUCGGAUGAAACCCCGGAAGGCACUGGAGGCACAGCGUCCCCAACUCAGCCGGCGCCAAAGAAGAAGUUCGAGUUCAACUUUGGCACCUACCCACGUGCUUUUCGUAAGAAGAAGCCGGUAGAGGAACCAGUUGCGGUGGCCACUGAGUCAUCAUUGGGAACUGAAGGCCUUAGUGUGAUUCCCAGCACGGAGACGCAACCGUCGCAGACCUCUACCAGCUCUCCGCAAGGUGAUCGUGGACCCGGACCCGUUCGUUCCCGCUGGGCGGAUAAGUUCUCCGAUGUGAGCUACAACGAUAGCGAAGGAUCACGUUACCGACGCUACGGCAGCGAACUAGAAAGCUUCGACAGAGAAUCCUCUCUGGAGCGACGCAUGAAGGAGGAUCUGGAAGGCACCGAAGAUACGGCCAGUGAGGCACAGCCCCAACAGGAGAUGGGCAUUUUGGGCGUGGUGGCCGAUAACAAACAGUUUGCCGAAUUCGACGAGGAAAACCGGGCCAUUCACGAGAUAUCAAGUAAGAGAUCCCGGGAGUUCAAGCGCCGCCCUAUGGUUCAUCAAGAUUCUGACCUGCGUUCGGAGGAUAGCAGAGAUGCUGAAGGCUGGACGGAGAAGGAUAUACAGAAGAACAAGCUACUGAGGAAGGCGGAAUUGGAGGCGGAGGCUGGCUUUUACAAGUUCCACGACUUACAGGAUGCUCAAUCCACAGCCAGUUCUGGCAAGAAAGUGGUCAUGGAGACAAUCGAUGAUGAUGAGUUCUUCCUUCGCAAGCGUGGAAUUUCCGAAGAUAACAUCCAGUUGCGACAGUACAUCAGUGAAGCUAUUCGCGAGGGUUACGACAUGCCCAAUGCCCUUAAGCAUGUGGGCUACUCAGCCGAGCAGGUUCCGGCGGAAUAUGGUGACUACGAUGUGCCUCCGGCCAAGCCGCGUCGCCUCCACCGAAACUACCAGCCUGACUUCGACUCGCAGGAGUUUCAACGCAGUGAUUACGGCGACGAUCUAUCCAUGUCACAAAAUGGCAGUGAGUUCACUCCAAAGCGACCACUUCGUAAGGCUCGCAGUCGCAGCAAAUACUCGAUUGAGGGCAGCCAGGACAUCCCCCAGGAUGGUGGUAGCAGUAUCCAGUACUUCGAAGAUGACGAGGAGUACCUACGGCCGCCGGCCAGAGAUCAACCGCUCACGGAUUCCGAGCAGGCACUCAAUAACCUCGAUCUUGGCGGCAAGGCAGCGGCGAUGAUUCAGGAGGAGAUGGAGCAGGAGCUACAGAAUAAGCCCCGUCCGCAGGCACCGAGGCGCCAGAAGAAACGCACAAGGGACGACGCAUCCGUGGACAAGGAUGCAGACUCCUUCAUUAACGGCUUCGGUGGUAGAUCAGUAUCGAACACCUUUUUGCAGCCACACGAAGAUGUAAUUGUUUAUCGCACUGAACACGAAUAUCGUCACAUACCGCUAGCCACGCCGGACAGAUUUACGGAUGCCACCUCUGCGCGCACACAGCGUUCCGAGGACGACCGCACUUCCCGUGGUGCCGACUCCCUGAUUCUGGACGGGCACAUAAAGUCCCGCGCCGAGCUGGAUGACAACGAAGAUGUGGGACCACGGACAAGGAGCGAUGAGAAGUUCGUCAUCGAUAUGCUGGAGAGUGAUGGCUAUGCGGUGGUCCGCAAGGAACCGCUUCCGAAGCCAACGCCACCUGCCCGCCGGAAGAAGUUCAUACGAUCGCCGGGUGAGCGGUUCGCCACGUUGCCCAGCAUUCGAGGCUCUCGGGGAUCACCGCCACCCGAACGACCACCGCCACCACAGCAAUACGUGCCCACUGAGGACUCUCCGGUGGUGCCACGCCGCAGAUCCGCGGCCAGCCUGGACGAGAUACCGCUGAUGAUCAAGUCGAACUACGAGUCGCAGAAGGAGAAGACGAAGCAGCCGGAAGAGGAGGAUGACUACGAGGAGCCGGGUGCUUUGGAUCGCUCCAAUUUGCAGUCGGGCGCAGUCAUCAACAAGAUGAAGUUCCGACCACUGCCGCCGCCACCGCGUCCUCCGCGCGAGAAGCGAUCCACGAGAGCAGGAAGCCAGACUCACGAGAGUUACGAGGACAGUGAACAGGUGGCCAGUUCCAGCCAGGCGGAUAGUUAUGACCAGGGUGAGUUUGAGGUAGAGGUGUCCACCCAAACGGAUCCGCUGCCCGAUGAUUUUGUGUGCGAGGAGUUCGAGAUCACUGAGGACAUGAAGAUCAUCGAACCGCGACGCUCCAAUGGAUCGGCUAACAAAACCCUUGAGGAUCUGUUGCGCAGCGUAGAGGCAGCUCAGGAGCAGGAUGAGGUAGAUGGAGCUCGAGUUCUGUCCGAGGACGAGCAGCUGGCUAAAGGUCUGCAGAGAUUCCGGGACGCCAAUCAGCGCAGCAUGUCGGAGCGAUCACGGGCUUCAUCGCAAGCAGAUCGUUCCAAGUCGCUGAGCCGGCCGCAGACGCCUUCAUCGGCGGUGAUCAUCGAACGCCGUGUGCCCACUCCCAGCCUAACUGUUGGCGAGGAUGAUGCCACGGUGCAGGCCUCACUAAUCGUUAGACCCAUUAGUGCUGCCGAUUUGAUUGACGAUGAUCUGCGACGGGAGGAGGAGGAACUGCGUCGUGAGGGCUUGCUCUCUGACAGCUCGGUGCAAAGUAAAUCCGACGUGGAGGAUGAGCACGGUGAGGUGGCAUUGAGUGACUACGCCGCCAGCACGGCAGAUUUGGACGCAGCGGUGGAGCAACUACAGCAGGCUCAGCUGGAGAGCGACUACGAGAGUAAACUGGAGGACGAUGAAGUUGAACGAACCCUCAGGGACAGCGAGUAUGAGGAGGAAAAGUUUUCGGAGCAGGAGGAAGAGCAGGAAACAACGAAAUUGGAAAAGGAACUAACUGAGCAGGAACUGGAGGAGGCUCUGGAGAAGGAGCUACAGGAAGCAAUGGAGAAGGAGCUAUCUGACUACCGCCAAAAGGAGAAGGAGCAAGAAUCAGAGCAAGAGCAGGCCUUCUCCGAGGAGGAAUUGGCUGCUUCCGAGAUUGAUUACCACCAAUCUGAAGAGGAGCAAGCCACCUCCGAGGUCGGUUAUCACCCAUCUGAGGAUGAGCAUCCCUUAUCCGAUGGUGAACAGCCUCUCUCCGAGGAGGAGCACACUUUAUCCGACACGGAACAUACCCCGACUGAGCCCGAAACCCAGAAAGUUGAGGAAACCAUUCACAAAUCCACAGCUAGCGAACCCACCGAGGCCGAAGUUGAGCUAAAAUUCGUUGCCACUUUGCCCACCGAACCAGCUUUUGGAGACAAAGAGGAGGAACCAGAGGAGCCUCCUCUUCCACCACCACGUCGCAAGUCCACCACCGCCCUAGAAACCAUUGCCACCACAGCCCUGACCAUAGCCGAACAGUACAGCCGCGAGCUUACGCCCAUCCAGACGGUGCAAUCUGCGCCAGAACCGCAAUUCCCCAGUCGCCUGGCCGAAUUAGAGGUGGAACGUCUGCGCGUCCAUGCCCUGCAGGCUGGUCAGAUUCAAGUAUCGCAACUGCAUGGCAAUCAAGUCAAAGCAGACGAUCUGCAGUGCAAGUCCGGACAACUGGUGGUGCAGAAUAUCGAACUCCCGCCUGGUUUUAUUGAUGACAUUGUGGAGCGGGUGCAGCGAGAGCAGCGUCCAUCUUUGCUUACCACUGAAACCCAGACUAGUCGGCAGGCAAGUAGCGAACCCGCCACCUCCGAGAAGGAGCUGCCCGUUAAGCCACCUCGUCACAGCAAGACCACCGAGCAAGUGCCACCCGCAUCCAAUCUGGACGAGCAGACCCAGACGGAUGCCGGUUUGUUGCCACUACCUCCACCGCCGACAGCCUAUCCCAGUGUUGAGUACCUUCAGUCCUUGGCCCCACUAGCCUUCUUUAAUCUGCAGCGAAGCGCAGAGGCGGAGGAAGCGGAGGACUUGAAAUCAGUCGAGCGAAAGGCACCGCACAAAUGUCGACGUCGUCAUGUCCAGGAACCCCUCGAACCGGAAUCAGGUUCCGAACCAGAGGAACACUUGGUGGAGCGACCACGCUCGCGAUCGCGUCGCUCUCGUACCCGCAGUGCUACCCAGCCAUUGGAUGAAGACUACGACGACGAUCAGCCCAAGACGGUUGCUCAAGCAGGACGGAAUUUUGCCUCCGCCUGCAGCCUGGAACUGGUUAACAUUAUCAACCAGCUGACGCACUAUGUUCGAGGUGAAGCAAUGGAGCCUCAACAGGCGACACGUAAUAUAUCAGCACUGGUGAUCCUCUUCAUCGCGAUCACGCUCGCAGUUUUGGUAUUCCUGUUAACGGGGCGGCAGGUGCACACCCAUCAUUGGGACUACUUUAAUCCGCCCGGGAACGAUCAUGGAAGGCAGACGUGAGGGACUGUGGGCAGUCCCAUCCUGGUUUUGUUAUCCUUUGGAGCGGUAUUGCAUUUUGGAGCAUCGAAUCUGGCCAAGAUACUUGGCGGGAUGAAGAAACGAAUUUAAACGCGGCCAGGUGUCCGCUCGAAACUUGAAGGCCUUAAUGAUACUAACAAGAAAUUACUUUAGGAAUGAGGUGCGCCAAUGGGGGCGGCGUUGGGCAGGGGCGUGCCCGUGCUACUAGUCACACAAAACAAUCGAAACCAGAAUCCCAGUUCAAUGACCCAUCAUCACACACAUACCGACAUCUAACUUGUACUAACCAGAAAUAUAGAGGGAACAUUUUUCAACGUUGUCUACCAACGAUAUAGAAAUCUAUAUGGCAGAGCAUAGCAACAGAAGCAACGAUCAUGUAUUAACUAUUUACUUAACUCAUGCUAUGUACAUACAUACGACGUUCUCUGUUUCUUGCGAGGAGGGGGCGAGGACCACUAAUAAGAACUUAUUUUGUUUGCUCAUCUUUUCUACCACGUAAGGCAAAGCGAGAGAUUCAAUUGUUAAACAUAUUGUUGUUUAAUUUAGAUCAAAACGUAGGAAUUAAUAUACAAAACAUACAAUCUUUUUCAUUGAAUUCAUUUGAACGUUAUAACUUGAAAUGCGAGUACUUAGCCAGAAAGUGAACAUAUAUAUAGAAGCGUAUUUUCAAUAAAGCAAAAUUAUUUAAAAU
Messenger RNA from Drosophila melanogaster (fruit fly), 10607 nucleotides. RefSeq lists its product as uncharacterized. The record is from RefSeq and is marked reviewed. Bases 2369 to 9898 code for a protein of 2509 amino acids. NCBI's taxonomy places the organism in Eukaryota, Metazoa, Arthropoda, Insecta, Diptera, Drosophilidae. The transcript is spliced from 8 exons.